Molecule: messenger RNA, 1736 nt
Organism: Prunus avium (sweet cherry)
Lineage: Eukaryota; Viridiplantae; Streptophyta; Magnoliopsida; Rosales; Rosaceae
Product: protection of telomeres protein 1a
Biological process (GO): regulation of telomere maintenance via telomerase; telomere capping
Cellular component (GO): chromosome, telomeric region; nuclear telomere cap complex
Molecular function (GO): telomerase inhibitor activity; G-rich strand telomeric DNA binding
Source: RefSeq, a predicted model, not a curated record
GGUUUCCCAAAAAACUAGAAAGAAAAUUGAAGAAAAAUGGAUUCACACGUGUGGUUCCCUCCCAAAGUUUAUAUUAUACCUUCUUUCCCUCCAUUCUGCAAAGAAAGAACCCUAGAAGAAGCUGAGCUCUCUGUAAAGCUUAACAAAUACUCACAAGAUGCCGCGUGGUGACUUGUAUAACUUCUUGAAGAUAAGGGACGCCAUAGAUUCUGUGGGUGAGAAAGUGAACUUAAUCGGCGUCGUCCUCGAGUGUGGUUUCCCUAGGAAAACCAAGGGCACUGAUUGGUUUUGUUCGGUCCGUAUAAUUGACGAGACGCAUCAGGAUCCUGGGUUACCAGUUAACGUUUUUACACAAACUAGGAAUCAACUUCCCCGUAUUUUGUCGGUUGGAGACAUAAUUCAGUUCCAACGCGUUUUGAUGAAAAUUCAUGAUGAUAAGAUAAAUGCUGUUUUUUACAAGAAGUACUCUAGCUUUGCUAUAUAUGAAGGAAGGGAUGGUAGAAAUUUAGUUCCUUACCAAACUUACGAAACAUUUCGCGAGAAAGACCUAGACAAGAAUUUUGUGAUAGACUUGAGAAGAUGGUUGCAGAAUUUUCAGUUUGAUGAAGGUGCAAAUUAUUUCUCGUUGAUCAGGGAAAUUAACGGAGGUGAAAGCUUUAAUAUGGUUUGUAAAAUAAUUCAUAUCCAUGAGGGUGCUGGAAAUGAAUGGAUGGCCUUUGUUUGGGAUGGAACUGAUGCUCCACCAUCCAAUAUUCUUCAAAAGCUUGAAGAUGAAAUGCAUCACCCACUUCCCCUACAUCUGGAAUCACUGCCUUUGCCAAGAGAUACCUUAUGUAGCUUUCCUUCUGUCGGAACUGUCUUAAGAGUGGUAUCUCAAGACAUUGAAAAUGACAACCUUCGCUUGCUAAAAACUGGGGAGUGGGUAAAGCUUUUGAAUUUGCUAUGUGAAGUGCAUGCAGGGUUAUGGCGUUGUGUGUUGACACCAUUCACAAAGCUUCGAUAUACACCAAAUGAGGACCGUCUCAAACUUGAGCGGCAAAGGUUAUAUGAUGAACGAUUGUCACGAAGUCCGCAAAGUUUAAGGCGGAUGCCAUUUUGGAGCUUACCUUGGCCUUCUCAAGUGACAGAGGUUGAUGGUGAUGAUGAUGAUGACCAUGCGAUAUUUCUUACCUUAAUGGAUGUCCUCACAAGUUCAGAGGUUACAGCCAGUUUCAAGUGUGUAGUUCGAGUCAUAGCUGCUUUCCCAUGGCAGGCUAAGGACUUCUGCUUUCCUGCUGGGAUUGACAGAAUUAGGCUGACUCUGGAGGACUCAACCGCUAGAAUUCAUGCUUUCUUGUAUGCAGAAGAUGGGGUGAAGUUUUUUGAUGGCCAGUCCUUUGUUAAGGCAUUGGAGAGCAAACUUAAUGCAUUGUUAGGAGUGAUUGCAGAUAAUGAUGGGGAGCAAAAUGACACUCGCAGAAAUCCCCCAUGGGUACAAGUUUGUCUAAAAUCUCAAAGUGACAAAUUGGGAAGUAGGCACUACCGGAUUUUUGGCACCAAGCUGGUGGCCUGAAUUAAAUACGCUGCUCACAUGGUUGGAAAUCCGUACUGCAAAUUGUCUGGCGAGUAGAAUAUUUCCCUGCUACAAUACUCGUUUCUGGGAACUUUUGUAUAUUUUCUGUCGAGGAGCUUUUUGUAUAUGAUACAACUCUAAUGAGCUUUUUGUCAAUAAAAGAAAUAUCCCUUCUUUUUCGCAA